This is a messenger RNA of Erythranthe guttata (spotted monkey flower), 3732 nucleotides long. NCBI's taxonomy places the organism in Eukaryota, Viridiplantae, Streptophyta, Magnoliopsida, Lamiales, Phrymaceae. The record is from RefSeq and is a predicted model, not a curated record.
AUGAAUGGGAACUGGAAGGUGAAUGAGGAAGACAUCGAAAAAAUUAUUGCUGAAUACUUUGCUCACAUUUUCAAGUCUACCAAUCCGAGUGAGAGGGAGAUUGAUGAGGUUUUGGAGCAUUUUGAGCCGAGAGUUACGAGCGAAGCGAAUCAGAUGUUAUCCAUGCCUUUCACUGCUGAUGAGGUAACCCGUGCUAUUUCUCAAAUGGCCCCUUUAAAAUCUCCUGGCCCGGAUGGCCUUCCUGUUAUCUUUUAUACUAAAUAUUGGCAUAUCUUAGGGUCUAAUGUUAUUUCCUGCGUGUUAGAAUUUCUUAAUAAUAAGAGACUCCCUUCUGCCCUUAAUUUCACCUACAUUGUUCUUAUCCCUAAGGUGAAAAAACCGGAAAAAAUGACAGAGUAUAGACCUAUCAGUCUAUGCAAUGUGAUUUAUAAAUUCGGAUCAAAGGCUAUUGCUAAUCGUCUCAAACCGAUUCUUUAUGAUAUUAUUUCACCUACCCAAUCCGCUUUUGUUCCCAAACGUCUUAUCACCGAUAAUGUUCUCGUUGCUUACGAGAUCAAUCACUUCAUUAAGUCCAACUCUAGUAAUCGUAAUAAUUAUAUGACAGUCAAGUUAGACAUUAGUAAAGCAUACGAUCGGAUUGAAUGGUUAUUUUUGAGAAAAAUUCUUUGUCGUUUAUGUUUUUUGCCUGGGUUUGUUGAUCUUAUUAUGUUGUGUAUCUCUUCUGUCUCGUACUCAUUUCUCUUUAAUGGUUCACAAUUUGGCUCGCUUCGUCCAUCUAGAGGUAUUCGGCAAGGCGACCCUUUGUCCCCAUAUAUGUUUAUAUGUUGUGUAGAAGCUUUAAUUACUAUGGUUCAGAAGGCAGUCAAUGAAGGUAACUUUCAUGGAAUUAAAAUUGCUCCAUCAGCUCCCACAAUUUCCAAUUUGUGUUUCGCGGACGACACUCUUCUGUUUUGUAAAGCUUCUGAAGCCGAUGCGAUUACUAUGAAAAACAUUCUUGAUCAAUACGCAAGGAUUUCGGGACAAGAGAUUAAUUUUGAAAAGACUAAUGUGAGUUUUUGUCCAACAACUCCCGCGGCUUUGAAGGAGAGUAUUUGCAAUAUUUUGGGUUUCCAAGUGGUGGAUCGACAUGAAAGAUACUUAGGUAUGCCUGUCUCGAUGGGAAGAACAAGAAAAGAAAUAUUUAGUUUUCUUCGAGAUCGUAUUUGGGCACGUAUUAAAGGAUGGGGCGAGAAACAACUCUCAAAUUCCGGAAAAGAGGUUCUUAUUAAGGCUGUUUUGCAAGCAAUCCCGUCAUAUAUGAUGAGUUGCUUUAUGUUACCGGUGGGUCUCAUUAAUGAUCUGGAAUCGGCCAUCCGAAGAUUUUGGUGGGGAAAUGGAAAUGACAGGAAGAUGCCGUGGUUAGCGUGGAAUAGAAUGUGCAUGUCGAAAGCUGAUGGUGGUCUUGGAUUUCGGGAUUUGCGUAGUUUCAAUAUAGCAUUAUUAGCCAAACAAACCUGGAGAAUUUUAAAUUACCCUGACCUUCUAUUAUCCAAAAUUCUGAAAGCUCGUUAUUUCUCCAAUGGUGAAGUUCUCACGGCUGAAUUAGGUUCGCGGCCUUCAACGACUUGGCGGAGUUUAGUUAAGGCACGGUCUCAUCUGCUCAAAGGCUUAAGAAAGAGAAUUGGUGAUGGCUCAAGCACAUCUAUCUGGGCGGACCCAUGGCUCGGUGACGAUGGAAAUUUCAAAGUUAUUACUCGAAGACCUCUGCACUCGUGUUUCCCAGAUAGAGUCCAAGAUUUAAUUGACCAGACUUCAAAGUCGUGGGAUAUCUCGAUUAUUAAUGAGCAGUUUUGGCCAGUGGAUCGAGAACGUAUUCUGGCUAUACCGAUUGGAAGUUCAUAUGCAUCAGACAAAUGGAUUUGGCACUACACGAAGGACGGAAAAUUUACGGUUAAGUCGUGUUAUCAACUCGCCCUAGUAACAACACACAACUAUCAUGCUAAUAGGGGUCUAGCGAAUGAAUCGUCGAGUGGACUAUCAAGCAGAAGAUGGAGAAACAUAUGGCAUUUGGCACUUCCCCCGAAAAUUCGUAUGUUUCUUUGGAGGGCCUGUUCUGAUAUACUCCCCACACAAGCCGAGCUGUUUAGAAGAAAGAUUGCCACCUCUCCAAUGUGCAACCAUUGCGGGAGAGAGUGGGAGACACCUAUGCACGUCUUUCUCCGUUGUCGAGGAAUGGAAAAAAUAUGGAAGUCACACCCUUUUGGCAUUAUAGGGCAGCCAAAACCAGUGUCUAUGUGGGAUUGGAUAAUUCAAUGGCAGCAACAGUUAACAGAGGAUUCCUUUCUCUUGGCGGUCGUCGUAGUGUGGAAAGCUUGGGAGUCAAGAAAUCGAGAGAUGCAUGGAGAGCAAAGGAUGGCGACAGACGAGUUUAUUAGCUGGGGUCUGACUUUUCUCAAUUUGUAUCAACAAGCACAACUUCCUCGUACUCCCAUACAGCAACGCGCUCAUCCAACGGAAUGGAAACCGCCUCGAGAAGGAAUAAUUAAACUGAAUUUUGAUGCAGCUCUUCCAGCUGGUACAGACCAUUAUUCGGUGGCUGUGAUAGCUCGAGAUUGGCAGGGUCACUGUAUCAUUUGGGCAGCUAGAAGCUUUAGAGGCCGACCAAGGGCAGUCGAUUGUGAAGCUCAUGCUGCACUAUUCGCAUUGACUAGAGCCAAAGAGGAAAGUUGGCCAUCAAUUAUUCUGGAAGGAGAUUGCCUCAAAGUUGUCGAAGCUCUUCGAGGAGAGGAUGCUCAAUCAUCUCAUCUUAUAGCUAAAAAUUAUGGUGACUCUUGUAACGAAGGUUAUAAUCUUCCUUCAGAUUUGGCAAGAAUGGGUCCAAAAUCUGAUAAGGGUUUGGAUUUCGGCGAUAUGGUUAGUGACAAUCGAAAGAAAAUCAAAGCUUCAAGAAAAACUGCCAGAGAAAUAAUGAAAAAAAGAAAAGAAACGGCUAUAAUGUCCAUUAGAGAAGAAAGUAGGCACAUUCAUGACAUUGAUACUGAUAGUAGCAGCGAAAAUGAUGAUGAACAAGUUUCCCGAUACGCAAAUAAAGAAUAUCUAUCACAAAUGGAGAAGAAACAAUUACGGAAUGCAAUGAGAGAAAGUCGAAAGCAAGCUUUCGACGAAGAUGAGCGUAUGCGAUAUGAUGACGGGCAUACUGGUGGUACUUCUCGAGGUCAAACAUCUGGUACGAAACGAGGAAUAUUUCGUAGCUCCAGCGUAAGAGAAGGACCUAAGAAGUCUUCAAGUGGGGUAGAUCCUUUCAUGUUCCCGUCAAAACAAAAAAGUCUCAAACAAUUUUUCGCUCUUAAAAAAAUCAAAGAAGUUGUCAUUGAUGAGAUAGGAGAGCAGAAUGUUGUACAAGUUGUUACAGACAGUGAAGCUUCGAACAAAGCUGCUGGGAAAAAGGUUGAUGCUGGAAAGACCACAUAUAUUUUGUCGUACACAAAAGAUCGAGAGUUGUUAAGGCCAGGAAUUACAAGAUUUGCAACAGUGUUUAUUGCUAUUGAAAGUCUUGUUCGACAUUCUAUGGAGUUGAAGAGAAUGUGUACGAAUCCUGAAGCCCCAGAAGUUUGUUCAUUAAUGGAACCACUUGGGAAGGUUCUAAAACUGGUAGAUCAAGAUAAAAAGGCCACAUUACCAAUUGCUUAUGAAGCUAUGGAUAGGGCGAAAAUGGCAAUCAAAGAGACAGUUAAAGAUUGGCAAACUUAUUGA